GAUUUCAUAGCGCAUGCGCACAAAGAAUCACAAAAUAUCUUUCAUUGAAAACAAGAUUAUAUCUCUUUUUACCAUUGUAUUUCUGCCGUGAAGGAUGACUCCGAGGUACGAAUUAGCAGUUGGUCUUAACAGGGGCCAUAAAACGACUAAGAUUCGUGUGGCAAAGAAUAAAAAUGAACGGAAAAAGACAGUAUGCGUUUUGCCCGCAAGACUGAAAGGGAGACAAACCAAACACAGUAAGUUUGUUAGAGAUUUAAUCCGUGAGGUAACUGGACAUGCACCAUACGAGAAACGUGCUAUGGAAUUGUUGAAAGUAUCCAAGGAUAAGCGUGCCUUAAAAUUCUUGAAGAGGAGGUUGGGCACACACAUCAGAGCUAAGAGGAAGCGUGAAGAACUUGGAAACAUACUUGUGCAGAUGAGGAAAGCAGCUGCGCAUCAUUAAAUAACACAUUAAAUUUGUAUAAUAAAUCCAUAAAAAUAUAUAUAUGAAAAAUUA
Bombus pyrosoma is the source of this 496-nucleotide messenger RNA. RefSeq names its product 60S ribosomal protein L36 (gene RpL36). The record is from RefSeq and is a predicted model, not a curated record. The transcript has 4 exons. The coding region runs from base 95 to 442 and encodes 115 amino acids. Gene Ontology annotation, biological process: cytoplasmic translation. Gene Ontology annotation, molecular function: structural constituent of ribosome. Lineage: Eukaryota; Metazoa; Arthropoda; Insecta; Hymenoptera; Apidae. Gene Ontology annotation, cellular component: ribosome; cytosolic large ribosomal subunit.